AUGCCUGGUGCAAUUCGGACCGUGUGUAAAGUCGACUUCGACACUCCUGCUGCGGAGCAGCCUUACCUUCAUAACAGAUGGCAUCCUGACAUUCCCUUCGCUGGCACUAUCAAGGACGGGGAGACCGUCAAAAUCGAGUGUCUUGACUGGACCGGCGGCCAGAUUGGGAACAACGACUCUGCUGAUGAUGUCAAAAACGUGGACUUGACCAAAGUCCAUUACCUCAGUGGCCCGUUCGAGGUCGAAGGCGCCAAGCCUGGCGAUCUUUUGCUUGUUGAAAUCAUGGAUGUACAGCCAUUUCAAGACCAGCCAUGGGGCUUUACAGGCGUCUUUGAUAAGACCAAUGGCGGUGGCUUCUUGGAUGAGAUCUACCCUUCCGCUGCCAAAGCGAUCUGGGAUUUUGAGGGAAUCUUUUGUUCGUCCCGACAUAUUCCCCACGUUAAGUUUGCCGGCUUGAUCCAUCCUGGAAUUCUGGGAUGUGCGCCGUCUCCAGAAGUCUUGGCCACCUGGAACAAGCGAGAGGCCGAGCUCAUAUCCGCAAACAAGCUGGAGCGAGAUGUGGCCCUGCCACCACAGCCGAUCAGCGUGCAUGCCGGAAGCGCCGAUGAGGAACUGAAGACCAAAGUCGGAAAAGAGGGCGCGAGAACCAUCCCGGGAAGACCAGAGCAUGGCGGGAAUUGCGACAUCAAGAACCUUAGCAGAGGUAGCAAAGUAUACUUGCCGGUGCACGUCGAUGGUGCCAAGUUCAGUGUUGGUGAUCUGCACUUCUCUCAGGGUGAUGGCGAGAUCUCUUUCUGUGGCGCCAUCGAGAUGGCUGGCAUCAUUACGAUCAACUUCAAGGUGAUCAAGAAUGGCAUGGCUGAUCUUGGUCUCAAGUCACCCAUUUACAUCCCUGGCCCUGUCGAGCCUCAGUUUGGUCCAGGACGUCACAUCUACUUCGAGGGGUUCAGUGUCGAUGAGCAUGGCAAGCAACACUACAUGGAUGUGACAGUUGCCUAUCGGCAGACUUCAUUGCGUGUUAUCGAAUACCUCCGCCGGUUUGGCUACAGACUUCCUAUGGAUAUUUUCGAUUUUGAUAUUGCUCCUACUGGCCCAGCAAAACAGCUAGACAUGGGUACGUGUGCGUACGAGACUGGCGUGACUGAAGGCAAGGUGACCCAAGGAGGCGAAAACAGUGAGCAUAGUUUUGGUGGCGGUUUGACCUUUAAGACCACCAAGGAUAUGGUUAAGGAGGUUGUCAUUGGAUCUUGA
Phaeoacremonium minimum UCRPA7 is the source of this 1251-nucleotide messenger RNA. RefSeq names its product putative formamidase protein. The record is from RefSeq and is a predicted model, not a curated record. Gene Ontology annotation, molecular function: hydrolase activity, acting on carbon-nitrogen (but not peptide) bonds, in linear amides. Bases 1 to 1251 code for a protein of 416 amino acids. NCBI's taxonomy places the organism in Eukaryota, Fungi, Ascomycota, Sordariomycetes, Togniniales, Togniniaceae. The transcript has 9 exons.